Molecule: messenger RNA, 879 nt
Organism: Patella vulgata (common limpet)
Lineage: Eukaryota; Metazoa; Mollusca; Gastropoda; Patellidae
Product: motile sperm domain-containing protein 2
Exons: 9
Coding region: 7-879 (290 amino acids)
Source: RefSeq, a predicted model, not a curated record
AAAAAAAUGACCAAAGAAGAAUUAGAGAAAAUAAGAUCAAAGUUUGAAACAAAAUAUGCAGAUAAUAUAACGAAAGGAUUGUAUGAUAGUCGUGAUUUAGAAUGUAUGAGAAACGAAGAUAGCUUUUUAAAAACCUACGUACGAAAUGAUACACCAGCAGAAGAUCUUCUACAUGAAUCUUUUAAAUGGAGAAAUGAAAUCAAACUUAGAGAUUUAUGCGAAGAUUCUUUUGAUAAAUGGAUCUGGGAUAAGGGAGCAGUUUUUUUUCACAGUAAAGAUAAAGAUGGUCACAGAAUAAUGAAUAUUGUUGUUCGUCACCAUAAAAAAGAUGUUCAUGUAUUACCUAGUAUCAAGAAGUUUUUUGCCUACGCCGUAGAACAGGCAUUUUUAGAAGAUUCUACCAAUAGGAUAGUUGUUAUGUUUGAUAUGUCAGAAACAGGAUUAGCGAACUUGGACAUGGAACUGAUUAAAUAUGUUAUAACUUGUUUUAAAUACUACUAUCCUACAUUCCUAGCAUAUAUGUUGAUUUAUGAAAUGCCUUGGAUUUUUAAUGCUGCAUGGAAAGUUAUUAAAGCCUGGCUCAGUGCCGAUGCUGUAAAAGUUAUAAAAUUUGUAACAAAAUCUGAUGUACAGGAAUUUAUAAAUAGAGAGGAGUUAUUAGAACAUAUGGGAGGUUUAGAUAAAUUUGAGUAUAAAUAUCCAAUAGAGAACGGAAGUGGAGACAGACCAAUAGAAAAUAACCAUUCAACUUCCUUGACAAAUAGAAAAAAGGUGACAUUUGCAGACCAGGACUCUCGACUUUAUAAAAGUAUAAGUAAUGAAAGUAUUUCAUUAGAUACCAACAGUAAUGCCACACUUAAAAAAGUAAGCAUUGAAUAA